Messenger RNA from Fonsecaea multimorphosa CBS 102226, 906 nucleotides. RefSeq lists its product as uncharacterized. Gene Ontology annotation, molecular function: catalytic activity. The transcript has 4 exons. The record is from RefSeq and is a predicted model, not a curated record. NCBI's taxonomy places the organism in Eukaryota, Fungi, Ascomycota, Eurotiomycetes, Chaetothyriales, Herpotrichiellaceae. The coding region runs from base 1 to 906 and encodes 301 amino acids.
AUGGCCAUACCAUCAAGAGUCCCCUGGACAAGGCUUAUACGCUUCAUCAGCGCAGAGGACGGCCAAGUCUACUUCGGAGAUGCAAUCGUGCCAGAUGCCAACUUCGACAUGGGCGACCCAGCGAACCACGAGUCAUUGACGGCAAAGGUCGUCACGGGCGACCCAUUGCUGCCGACCUGCCAGGUCACCGAUCGGGUGCUCCACGUUAAGAAACUGUUGGGCCCUUUGACGUACAAAAUGGUUCCGAGCAUCCGAUGUAUCGGUGGGAACUACGUCAGCCACCUUCAAGAAUUGGGCAUUGCGCCGCCAAACUAUCCCGCCAUGUUCUCAAAGACAUCAAACGCCCUCGCAGGCUACGGGGACGACGUGGAACUCGCCACGAUCAUCCAAGACGAGCAGGCCGACUAUGAAGGCGAGCUGGCCUUUGUCAUUGCCAAAGACGGCAAGAACAUCUCCCAGGAAGACGCCAUGGACUAUGUCCUUGGUUACACGAGUGCAAACGACGUUUCCGCAAGGAAAUGGCAAAUGGAUCCCACCCUCGCGGGCACCUUUCCUCCGCCCCAGAUGACCUACGGCAAGAGCUUUGACGGUUUCUGCCCUGUCGGGCCCUGCAUUGUGUCUGCAGAUGUCCUCAAAGACCCACACACCCUGGCCCUCCGAACAAAGGUCAACGGCGAGCUUCGCCAACAAAGCAACACUUCCGAGUUACACUUCAAAAUCCCCGCCUUGAUCGAGUUUCUAAGUCGAGGCAGCACGUUGCACGCCGGCGACAUCGUCCUCACGGGAACACCCGGCGGCGUGGGCUUUACCAUGAAACCGCCACGGUAUUUGAAGGACGGGGACACGGUGGAGGUUUACUUUGAGAAAAUCGGGACGCUGAGGCAUGGGAUUACGCAUGCAAAGUAG